AACUCGGGUGUAAUAUGCCGCUGUGUGACAUACAAACCAACAUCGACAAUGGAGAUAUUAGUAAGGAGUUUGUGCUUCAAUUAGGACACAUUAUAUCACACCACACCUCUGGAAAGGCGUCUACAGUACGUGUCCGAGCAGGAGUGAGGAUGUUCAUGGGUGCUGGACCGACCUCAGCUCCCCUCAUGUUGAUUCAACUUCACGGAGGAUUCACUGAUGGUGACACCAACAAACAGAUCUGCGAGGCCAUCAUCCAGUGUUCAACUAAGGAACUCGGCAUCCGUGAAGACCGGAUUAGUUUGGUGUUUCACUACCUACCCCCAACUCACGUAGGCUGGUCUGGGGGCCGACUGGUGGCAGAUGUUUUGCCGGAAACCAGACUGAGGCAGCUAAUGGGCGGUGCAGACUCCUGAACACUCAGUAGCAAGAUGAACAGAGUACAGAUGUCAUGCAUACAAACGACAACUUCAUGGCAGCAAGGGACGUUAAAAAAAAAUAAAGGAGACCCUCUAUUAUAAAAGUAGACAUAGUGUACCAUGGGCCUCUGGGUCAUACUUUUCCUAUUGGAAUGAAAAACAAAAAUAAUAUGGCCCCUUCUCGCUUUCUUUUAUCAAAUAACACCCUAUCCCAUCGACUUCGUUUUCGGCCGCGGCUUUAAGACUGUGAGCAUUCGCUUUAACUGCCGCUGCAGAGAAUCGCGUCGAUCAAACAUAUUUCGAAGACAUUUCAUUAGAAUACAAUAUAUUAAGUUCGACGUUUGAAACAAUAAUAACGACCCUGCGCGAGCAGUUGCAUAGGGGUCAUUCCAUGUCAGACCAACGCACUUUUUUACCUCAUGUCAUC
This is a messenger RNA of Patiria miniata (bat star), 843 nucleotides long. RefSeq names its product macrophage migration inhibitory factor-like. The record is from RefSeq and is a predicted model, not a curated record. The transcript is spliced from 3 exons. The coding region runs from base 15 to 413 and encodes 132 amino acids. NCBI's taxonomy places the organism in Eukaryota, Metazoa, Echinodermata, Asteroidea, Valvatida, Asterinidae.